Molecule: messenger RNA, 703 nt
Organism: Anopheles funestus (African malaria mosquito)
Lineage: Eukaryota; Metazoa; Arthropoda; Insecta; Diptera; Culicidae
Product: general odorant-binding protein 67-like
Exons: 4
Coding region: 89-685 (198 amino acids)
Source: RefSeq, a predicted model, not a curated record
AAAGCAGAAGUAUCCAAACAUUCAACGGGCGAGGAAUUGCCUAGAGUAUUGUUGACUUUGAAUACCCAAUCGUUCCCAUCAAAGGAAUAUGUUUUCAUUUGUGUUUCUAGCAUUAGCCAUCAUUGGCAUGGUCGCCACUCAACCUCCGCCACCGGAUGCAUCCUGCUUUCAGCCGACUACAGUCACAGCCGAAGACUGUUGCAAAAUGCCGAAACCGAUCGAUUCAGCGGUGAUGGAUAAGUGCAAGGCGGAUAAUCCACGACCUGGUCAGAUGCCAGCACCAGGCGUUCCUCGCACGGAGGGUUGUUGUAUAAUGCAGUGCGCCAUGACUGAAACUGGAGGAUUCGUAAACAAUGCACUCAACACGGAUGCGAUCAAGAAAUCGAUUGCCAGUACCUUGGGUUCGGACGCAAACUUUGGUUCGCUGGUAAAUGGUGCCGUUGACAGCUGUGCCCGCCAGAUCCAGAACGAUCCGGCCUACAGUGUUGCACCGAUAUCAUCUUCACCUGAUCGCGCUGGGUGUAGCUUUAUUCCGCAGGGCUUUAUUAACUGUCUGUACACGGCACUGUUCAAGGGUUGUCCUGCUAGUGUUUGGACCGAAAGCAGUGACUGUCAGGCCUUGAAGACAAAGCUAGAUAGUGGAUGUCCGUUUUUCCUGCUGUUGGGUCGUGGCCCGAGACAGUAAGGAACUCGAUCCCUCGAU